Molecule: messenger RNA, 1088 nt
Organism: Stylophora pistillata
Lineage: Eukaryota; Metazoa; Cnidaria; Anthozoa; Scleractinia; Pocilloporidae
Product: large ribosomal subunit protein mL38
Cellular component (GO): mitochondrial large ribosomal subunit
Source: RefSeq, a predicted model, not a curated record
UCAACAUGGCGGCCAAUAUGGCGAGAAGAUGCUGGUGUGUUUUCCGUUGCUCGAGAGAAAUGUUCUCAUUCCCUUUGCGUCCUAGUAGUACAGUUCAACUACGGAUGAGUAGUAUCAAUACAGAAGCUUUAGGAGCCCAGGAUAAUGUUGAUCAGCUCACAAAAAGGAAACAGGUCAGGAGAAUGCAAUCUAUUAUUUUCAGGAAAAACAGACAGGAUCCCACAAUGGAAAAAGCAGCCAGAGAAGGAUCUUUACUCAUUCCACUGGAAGCUGUUCAAAAGGAGUGGAAAGCAAAGAAUGAAUUAUCCACAACAACAAAGCUAGCUAGGCACUAUGACAUUUUUAAGCACAUUUUCAAUGGAGAAGAAUUUACAGCAAAAACUAGGAUGUCAGUAACAUUUGGAGAAACAGAUCAUGUGAUUUAUGGAAAUUUUUUGAGGCCAUCUCAGGCCACUACUCAACCAACUGUCAGUUAUACCUGUGAAGACGACAGCCACUGGACAGUGAUAUUUAGCAAUCCAGAUGGUAACCUGAUAGACAGAGACACAGAAUUUUUACAUUGGAUGGUAGUAAAUAUUCCUGGCUCAAGAAUAAAUGAUGGUGAUGUUCUUUGUGAUUAUCUUCCACCAGUGCCAGCUCAUGGAACAGGCUUUCAUAGAUUUGUUUUCUCUCUACUCAAACAAUCUGGCAAAUUGGAUUUAACAAAUUAUGUCUGUAGGGAUGGAAGAGAUAUCACUUGUCGUACCUUCUCUACAGCAAAGUUUAUAUCUGAUCACAAGAAGUUUUUGACCCCAGCUGGACUGCGUUUCUUCCAAGCUACUUGGGAUGAGAGUGUUACUGAAACAUAUACGGAAAUAUUAGGUAUGACAGAACCUGUUUUCAAGCCUAAAGAAUUUUUAACUCCUGAACAAAUAAGGAAAAUCAUUAUCAGAGAAGUGUCUGAAAAGAAAUACAGGAAUAUGUGAUAUUUUUUAUACGGCUGAUAAACAAGACCAUAACUUGUAAAAUAUCAUCUGUAGUAAACAGUGCACUUCCUAUGCACUGUUUCACUGUAAAUAAAAUUAUUCCUUUUGCAUUGUUGCACACAA